This is a messenger RNA of Arctia plantaginis, 3108 nucleotides long. The record is from the annotation of a GenBank genome assembly. NCBI's taxonomy places the organism in Eukaryota, Metazoa, Arthropoda, Insecta, Lepidoptera, Erebidae.
AUGGGCGGGGACAGGCGGAGCUCCGGAAGUGUUCGGGGACCGCGCGUAGCGGCCGGUAGCGGAGUCCCGCACUCCCUGGACCGGCGAUAUUGCUUAUUGCGGCCGAGCGCGCCAAUUGAAACGCGUGUCCGUUACGCCAAAUCAGGACGUGCCUCUUCGAGUUGUGGAAUUUCGGACAACGAAUUUUGCAAUGUGCAUUCAAAAUUAAACCAUUUAUGUGCAAAAAUGAAUUGUUUUAGGAUUUUAUCUGUGAUUUUUUUAUUCGUAUUUAAAUGUUUGUAUGCUCAAGAAAACCACGAAAGAGUGGAAGCUGUCUCGGGACAAAGUGCGGAGCUACCCUGCAACGUCACGGCAGAGAAAGAAGACGACAGACUCAACAUCCUCGCUUGGUACAGAAAUGGAUCAACGACAGCGUUUUACAGCAGUCGCGACUUACGCGGCGAUGAUGAAACCACCACGCCUUCGGAGGGUCGCUAUCGUUUAGUGACGUCGGAGAACGCGGACGAAGAUAAACUACAGAUACUAAGAGUGCGUCCCUCUGAUGCCGGAUUCUACACGUGUCUUGCUGACUUUGCCACUAGUCCUGCACAUAAGACUUAUGUUGAACUUAUCGUUAUUGAACCACCGCGCGUGCUAUGGAUGGUGCACGAGAAUGGCACCCAGGUCGCGAAGGCCAGCCCAGGGGUGAACACUAGUCAAAACGUGGGCCCUUACUACGUUGGCGAUACUGUGCACCUCGCAUGCGUUGCUUAUGGAGGGAAACCGUUAGCAUCGCUGGCAUGGUGGACCGAACAGCGUCUACUAAAAAACACGCUGACUCCGCUCUCAGAGCACCGUGUUCGCAGUGACCUGAUCUACGGUCCCCUACAGAGAGAAGAUCACGGUCGAGUCUUCAGUUGCUUCGCUAAAAAUAAUGAGAAAACAUCGCCGCUUUCUAUAGAUGUCGCCAUAGAUAUGUAUUUACCGCCGGAUUUAGUCUCCCUGAGAAGCGAGGGUCCAGAGUCAGAAGGGGGCAUAGGUAGAGUUCGUGCUGGAGAGGCCUUGUGGCUGCAAUGCCGGGUGUUAGGAGCGCGACCCUUGCCACCCAUUGCCUGGAAGCUUAACGACAAUCAGCUGCUGAACUUGGAACAGAAAAUUAGUAUGGAGCCGUCUCAAAGACUUGUAGUUAGUGAAAUCCAAUUAACGAUAGACCGACAUCACGACGAGUCACACAUCAGAUGCUGCGCGCCUUCCUAUCAACGCAACGAUGAGAAAUUAGUGUGUUCCCAGCCUCUACCCCUUACUGUUUCAUACGCACCGGUGCUAGAAAUAGUCGUGGAGAGUAACGUAGACAACAACACCCUGGCGGUCGUAAAAGGUUCAAAUGUGUCGCUAGCCUGUAAUUAUGAGGCCAAUCCUUCUGUUUAUGAGCUGUUAUGGUUUCACAGGGAAGACCUGGUAGUAAAUGAUGAUAAUAGUAAAAGGGGAACGAUACGACAGAUACUAGAACUCAACAAUGUGACAGAAAAUGACGAGGGGGAAUACGCCUGCGUCGCAACCAAUGACGAAGGGUCAACAUUCAGUGAUCCUUUAGUUAUUAAUAUCACUUAUCCAGCAUACUGUGCAGACGAAAGCAUUGUAGAAUAUGGGCUAAGUGAAAACGAGGCAAUAAAUAUAACUUGCAAUGUUAAGGCGAAUCCAGAACCGAUGUCGUACCGAUGGGUGUUGGUCAACGACGCAGUGAACAUCACAUCUCUUAAGAACUACCCACAGAGCAUCAUUGAGACUGAAGAAUCCAUUCUCUUAUAUGAGAGGCCUAAUGGAACUGCUUUUAGUACCAUAUUUUGCUGGGGACAAAAUGAAGUACCAACUGAAAGACAGGUACAUAGUCCAUGUACAUUCUUAGUAACAGACGAAACUAUCCCCCGACCACCAACAAAUUGCCAAGCUAGAAAGAACGUUGAGCACGAUAUUACAGUGACAUGUGAAAAGGGACAUGACGGUGGACUACCACAGAAAUUCAAGUUCAUCGUCAAACCAGCAGACGAUGAUAAUGGAGAACAGUUAGUUUCCAUAAUAAAUUUAGAACCAAAGUUUAUGAUUCCGGAACCAAAUAAGGAAAAUUACAAGUUUGUGAUAAUAGCUUUCAACGAAAAAGGAGAGAGUCAGGUUGUUGAAAUCAAUGCAGAUAGCAUUAUCGAUGAGACAAAAGUGUCGGAUGUGGCGGGCAGUGCAGUGGCAAACAUUACAACACUGGCGCUGGCGCUAUGCGGCGGGGUGGCGCUCGUGGCGCUGGCGGCGUGCGGCCUCGUGCUGUGCACCUACGAGCGCACCACGCGUGCCGACCUGCCGCGCGACCGCGCCGACCCACCGCUCUGCGCAUACAACACUGAAGAAUCCAACUGUGAAACGUGUCACGACAGUGACGAAGGCAGUGAGUGCAACGUGAGACGAACUGAAUCAUUUCGUAGAGCUAUGUCGCGACAUCCCUCGAAGAACUUCGAUGUAAGGCGAACCAGCUCGUUCCACUCGGCGCGCUACAUGAACGAGGAGGCCGAGCCGGAGACCUACAAUAAAUCUUACGAUAUAUCACGCCAUAGUAAUAACUGUAGGGUACACUCCCUACAGAACAUUAACAGAAAGAGAGACAUGGACGCCCUUUGCGACCAUUUAGUCUUACGGCUUCCACCAGAGACAAAUUACAACGUUGCUCGACCGAUGAACACGUUCUACACUAUGCCUAGAAAAAUGCGACACAAGCUAGCAAAGGAGCUCAGUGAUGAGAUGUCAGAAAUAACUCAAACUUCAGACGGAUUCUCGUUGCCGCCUCCUCCAGAUGAAUUUGGUACCUAUCGAGCAGCCAGUAGAAUAAAAGACAUGCCUACUAAAGCAACACCAACUUAUACAACGAUCAUAAGAAAAAACUCGGCGGGGAAAGGCCCUACAAAGCAACAAUACAACAAUGUAAUAAUAUCUCCGAUGAAUACUGUAGGCCUACCCUCAGUAAGUGGCGGUCAGCACAGUGGUGUGUAUUCAUACCCUGAUGACGAUCAUCAAGAGCAUCAGGAAACGCUGUAUACGACUGGUAUCGUUCAACCUUAUUUCACCCCUAGGGCGUCUGGAUUGUAA